This is a messenger RNA of Pecten maximus, 4685 nucleotides long. Its product is annotated as engulfment and cell motility protein 1-like. Gene Ontology annotation, cellular component: plasma membrane. The transcript is spliced from 22 exons. The record is from RefSeq and is a predicted model, not a curated record. NCBI's taxonomy places the organism in Eukaryota, Metazoa, Mollusca, Bivalvia, Pectinida, Pectinidae. Bases 291 to 2504 code for a protein of 737 amino acids. Gene Ontology annotation, biological process: actin filament organization; cell motility.
AACAGGAAGCUGAAAGGAAAGGGGAAGAGAAAAGCAACAACUGCAGUUAUAAGUGUAAAGAUGAUUUGUUAACACACAAUGGAGACAUUAGAUGGGCCUACCAGAGUAGUAUUGGUCUCAUAUUUAUAUAGUUAUUUCCAUUUAAACAUUUGUACAACUUCAUAAUACGAGUAACACUGCGAAACCAGUUGACAGAUCGAACAUAGUGAACUUCUCGAAUUCAUAUUAGUUUUCAUGUGGGUCUAAGUUUGGGUCACGGAAGACCUAAAGAUCUGCAUUUUAUAACCAAGAUGGAUCCUCCGAAAACUUUACCCAUCAAUUCUCGUCUUUCUGCCAAGAACCAACAGGAAAACAUCAAGAAAGUCGCUGUUACAAGAUCGGGAGAACAGGCACUGUUUUUGGAGCUUGAUCAAAAUAGACCACUUGCUGCUAUUAUACAAGACAUUUCUAAGAGAUGGAAUUUGGCGAAUCCCGAUGAUUAUGCCCUGCAGUUUUCAGAGCCUAACAGACAGACAUACAUCACAGAAAGGAAUCGAUCUGAGAUUUCCAAUGGCAACGUGCUUCAGCUUACCUCCUCACCGGCAAAGACGGCUCUUGGUAUUUAUGCCAAGCUCAAAGACGGAAAACCAGAGGAGAGACUUGAGUCCAUGAAGAAAUUGGCCAGUCUCUCAUCAGACAGUACAUUUGCUAUGGAGUUCAUUAACAAGGACGGCCACCAGCUCAUCAUUAAGUUUGUUGUGGAUGGAAAACAUCACGGUGAGCCCUUAUCCUACAUCCUUAAGGGUUUUGUGGCAUUGAUGGAUCACAAUGUGGUGUCCUGGGAUGUCCUCCAGGUUGACUUCACAAAGAAGGUGACAGAAUGUGUGCUUAGUUCAAAGUCUGGAAAUAGCUGUAUACAGGCCGGUCUGGAGAUCCUGGAGUGUAUAGUAUUACAUAGUAGUGCAUCAAACAAGGUGGACAUUGUGGAACAUUACAUCCUCGGUCAACAGGAGAAAGUACACAGCCACCUCCAGACGCCUGAACUACAGAAAAACUCCAUGGCUCUCCUGAAUGCUUUGUUUUCAAAAGCUAAUCCAGUGAAGAAGAAGGAAAUAUCAAAAAUGGUGCAAUCAAAGAGAUUCAGAAAUAUUAUUUCCACGUAUGUUAUUGGGAGUGGGCGUGUCCCAGGCAAUGACAUGGCCCAUCAUCUGUACGUCUUACAAACACUAAUACUGAGUAUGUUUGAGGACCGUAUGAACACUCCCGCUGAUCCACAGGACCAGAUGGUGAUUAAGAACAUCGAUACAUUGAGGCCUACAGCUAUUGCCAUAGACAGCGACUCCAACCAGCCAGGGACACGCAAAUCUAACCUUUACAGAAAACUGGGGUUUGAGGAUCUUUCAAUGCCAGCACAAGACUUUGCCAGAAACACACCUCCAGGAAUUUUAGCUCUUGACAAUGUUGCUUAUUUUGCUGAAAAACACCAAGAAAAUUAUGUAAAGGUAGUCCUUGAAAACUCAAGUCGUUCUGAUGAGCAUGACUGUCCAUUUAUAAAAGCCAGCAUCAUGCUAACCAGGAUCCUUUGUGAAAUCCUAAAGAUAGGAGAGCCACCUCGUGAGGAGGGAGAGAAGUAUCACCCAAUGUUUUUCGGUCAUGAGGAGCCAUUCCAGGAGUUCUUCUGUAUCUGUAUCCAGCUUCUCAAUAAGACCUGGCGUGAGAUGAGGGCCUCCACUGAGGACUUUCAGAAGGUGUUGGGAGUGGUGAAGGAACAGAUUGGGCGUGCCCUGGACAUGCAGCCCACCUCGCUGGAAACUUUUAAGUCUCGUCUGAACCAACUCACAUAUGAUGAGAUAAUUAAUCUGUGGGAGAGAGAACGCUUGUCAAAGGAGGAAUGGGAGUCCCAAGCCAGGCCGAUAAUUGAGCUUCGCCAGGAAAUAACGCCAUGUAUUUUGGAUCUGAUAAAACAACAACGUUUAAACUACCUGAUGGAGGGGACCAGGUUCCACAAGUAUAACAUGAAGGGUAAAAAUAAAGACAAGAUGUGGUGUUGGCGUCUCUCCCCCAACCAUAAGUGUUUCCACUAUGCUGACUGUACUGAGGGUGAUAUUCCUACCCUUGACCACAUGCCAAAUAAACUGCCUGUGAGCGAAAUCAAAAGUAUCAUCAAGGGAAAAGACUGUCCUCAUGUUCGAGAGAAGACCAGGGGACGACCGCAAUCAAAAGUACAGACUAUAGCCACCAAUUUAGCGUUUGCUAUUCAGCCUUCCUCGACGACCACUGAUUCUCCCGAGUCCUUCUGUUUCGUAGCUAAAGAUGAGUGUGAGUUUGACAUGUGGAUGGAUGGCCUGAACAUUCUACAGACAGCAGAGAUGAGUAGCCAACAAAGAACAAAAGAUUUAGAGCUACUUCUAAACAUGGAGAUAAAGAUUCGGAUGCUGGAUGCAGAAGGAAUAACAAUACCCACAGAACCGCCACCUAUACCACCAGAACCUGAUAAUUACGACUUCGCCCACCCAAAUUUAUGAUUACACAGUAACUGUAGUCAUAACAAUGAUCCUGUCAAGGUGGAUUAGUGCCGAACAAUUUAUACUGUACAUAACAGUCAAUAAAACAGUGUCUUUUAAAACCAGCAGUCGUCAUCUCAGUGAAGAUAUGUUUCUGUUGAUGUCGUCAUCUCAGUGAAGAUAUGUUUCUGUUGAUGUAGUCAUCUCAGUGAAGAUAUGUUUCUGUUGAUGUAGUCAUCACAGUGAAGAUAUGUUUCUGUUGAUGUCGUCAUCUCAGUGAAGAUAUGUUUCUGUUGAUGUCGUCAUCUCAGUGAAGAUAUGUUUCUGUUGAUGUCAUCAUCACAAUGAAGAUAUGUUUCUGUUGAUGUCGUCAUCACAGUGAAGAUAUGUUUCUGUUGAUGUAGUCAUCACAGUGAAGAUAUGUUUCUGUUGAUGUCGUCAUCACAGUGAAGAUAUGUUUCUGUUGAUGUAGUCAUCACAGUGAAGAUAUGUUUCUGUUGAUGUCGUCAUCUCAGUGAAGAUAUGUUUCUGUUGAUGUAGUCAUCACAGUGAAGAUAUGUUUCUGUUAAUUUUCAGUGUUUUAAGCUUUACAGGGAAAUUGUUUCUCGAUUCAAAUGUGGUAUAAUGAAAGUACUAAUUAUACUGUCUAUCUAACCACAAUCAUGUACACGAAUGGUGAUAGUGGUUAUACUGUCUAUAUAACCACAAUCACGUACACGAAUGGUGAUAGUGGUUAUACUGUCUAUAUAACCACAAUCACGUACACGAAUGGUGAUAGUGGUUAUACUGUCUAUCUAACCACAGUCACGUACACGAAUGGUGAUAGUGGUUUGACAAAAUGCAGCUAUUUUCUGUCACUAGUGGUACAUGAAAUUCGUCGCUUAAGUUUAAAUUCUAAAAGACUGUAGUUCUAUAAUGGUACUAGCAUAAACCCACUGUCUGGUUGGUGCUUGUAUUGUUGAUUAAUGAAAAUUUCCAAAUAUCAAUGAGACCCCUAUCUUUAGGAUAACUUUUUGUCAUUAUUGCAUUGAUUCAGUUUUUAAUAUCAUAAUUCACAAACUCAUUUUGUCAAUAACAGAAUCUUAUGAUAUGCUGAGUUACAUGUAGUUGUUUUGUGAGGCUCAGAACACUCUCAUAAUGUUGGUAUUUGACAAUAGAACUGGUCUCACAAAACGUCAAACUCCACAACUGUUACAGUACAUUUAGUAUUAUGUAUAAAAUAUAUUCUGUAUUUUGUAUUACAUGUACAUGGAGAGUCUGUGACCAUUUUUUGUAUACAUUUGUAGAACAAUAUUUGCUAUUACAUUUAAAUGCAAAGGAUCUGUAUUUCUCCAACAUUCUCAGAUUGUGGAUCAAUGUAUAUUAGGUGGAAAAAGAACCUUCAUCUUUACUUUUAUUGAAGGAAAGUUGCCUCUAAAAGUUGGAUUGAAUUUUCAGAAUAACUUUUUUUAAUGAGAUUAAUAAUUAUAACACAGCAGUAUUAUAUCAUCAUUUUUUUUUGACAAUUAAAGGACUUAUCGUUAAGUUUAAGGUUUAGGAGAAAUAUAACCAUUAAUUAAUGUUAUGUAGACCAGGAGGAUCUCGGCUACUAGGAUCUAAACAUGGUCAUCACUGAAAUGAUGAAAUAUUGGAGAACUAUAAAAUCUCAAACAUAAGCAGUUUUGCGUCUGGAUGUCCAUUCCUAAUUUCUCUUGACUUGGGUGGUCAAGUGUCCAGUUUGAUUACAAAAAUUUGUGCAUAAAUAUAGUCUGAUCUAUAAGCUUGAUGUGUCAUAAGUUGUCAGUCUGAUUGGUUCCGUCAGGAUUUCCAUAUAAAUAUUGAUGUGAUGACCCAGUUUUUGGAUCCUGACAUAAUGUGAGAGUUAGUGGUAUAAACAAUCUAAUUUUUUUGUACUUAAUUUUAUUGGAGAAAUAGACAUUUGUUUCAGUGGUGACCACCUUUAUGAUGUCCAGAGAUUGGAGCUGUGAUUAUUGUAGAUAACAAAAAUCUCUUGAGGGGUUUUUCAACUCUCCUUUAUACAUUAAAGUCAUGAUAAAUAAACUAAGAUUGUUUUAAUCUUUUUAUUUUUUUAGUGAAUGUGGCACUAUAAUUGUGAAAAUAAAUGUUCACAAACAGGCAGAUUUUGAGUAGAUGUGACCGUUAUAAUGUAACAUGUAUACGGUACAUUAUUUUUUUAUUUACAAUUCUGUUAAUUUCUCUCUC